Messenger RNA from Monodelphis domestica (gray short-tailed opossum), 3112 nucleotides. It is a transcript of the gene SYNE4, whose product is annotated as spectrin repeat containing nuclear envelope family member 4. Gene Ontology annotation, biological process: establishment of epithelial cell apical/basal polarity. Gene Ontology annotation, cellular component: meiotic nuclear membrane microtubule tethering complex; nuclear envelope; nuclear outer membrane. The record is from RefSeq and is a predicted model, not a curated record. Lineage: Eukaryota; Metazoa; Chordata; Mammalia; Didelphimorphia; Didelphidae.
GGGGGACACCUGAGUCCCUGAGGAAGGAGGAGGCAAGGCUGGGGGGGGACACCUGGUCCCUGAGGAAGGAGGAGGCAAGACUUGGUGGGGGGAUACCUGGGUCCCCAAGGAAGGAGGCAAGGCUGGGGUGGGGCAGACACCUGGGUCCCUGAGGAAGGAGGAGUCAGGGCCUGGGGGGCCUGUAGGAAGGAGGCAUCAAGAUGUCCAGGGGCCAGAGAGAAUUGGACUUUGGGACUGAAGGGGUUACAGCUGCCCAAGUGUCACCUGAGCUGGGAAUCAGGUUUCCUGGGUGCUGGCUCCACCCCACCUAGGGGGAGGGGAAGGGAAAGGGCUCAGGCCUCCCCGAGGAGACACCCCCAGUCCUGGGUGAGGCUCCAGAGGGCCCUCUAAAGGGCCAGACCCUUUCCUUGGAGGAUAGGAAGCUGGGAAGUAGGAUUCUUGGGUCCCAGGUGGUUGGGGGGGGAGCCUGGCCAGAGAUGCCCCAGCCCCUCCCAGCCCCUGCACCCUGGCUUCCCUUUUGUCACCGGCACCCCCAGCCUGUGCGCCCUGGAAUGCUGGCAUCCAGAAUCCUCCUCCUUUGCCCCUCAGAGGCUUGUGUCCAGACAGGCCUUCUCAUGCCCUGCUUCCUGCCAGGCCCUGGAGGUGCCUCCUAGACCUGGACGCCCUGAACUUUCCCAUUAGCAGUGGCAGAUGCGGGGCUGCCUGGGGACAGUGCCUGGACCUUGGCCCCUGCAGGGAGCGGCUGCUGGCCCAGCCCGAUUCAGCAGCCCCAGUGUCCUGGUUCCCCCUAGGCCUUCCUGGCCAAUGAUUAACAAGCCGAAGAGGGGCUGAUGCGGAGGAGGGAGCCCCGGAGCGCAGCCACCCUUGAAGAGGGUGGGGAGGCCUCACUUGCCCACUAUGAGGGUGUCUUCCAGUGUCGAGGGCGGCAUCGAGGCCGCUUGAUUGCCUACAGCCUGGUGUUUGAGGACGCUGUCUCGCUCCAGGAUCCAGAUUCGGACACUGACUCAGAGGGGCCUGGCACUGGCUCAGGGGGUCUGGGCCCAGCGGUUGGGAUUGGGGGUCCCCCGCCGGAGGGUUCCAUCGCUGAGCUGGAAUGGGACCCCACAGGGGAUGUGGGGUGGCUGGGUGCCCUCAGGAGCAGGACGGUGUGGACACCGGGGUCCCCCUGCGAAGUGUGUGGCCGUGCUGAGCCCCUGGGGGUCUGGUCCCUCCGUGGACCGCCGUGGGGUCCUCCCUUGUCUUCGUUCCGCACUCAGGACAGGAAGCAACCGAGCCCUGAAGAUGUGACUGUGCCGAUCCCUACGGGUUCCGGGGGUCCCAAGGAGGGGCGAGGGCCCCGCUGGCCCCGCCGGACCCUCUUCUUCUUGCUCCUCCUGCUCCUGCUUGGUGCCGCAUGUCUCCUGCCCCCCCCAGGGGGGCCUCGUUGCCCCCCUCCCCGGCUCCCUGGGCCCCUGCACCUCGUCCUCAGCUAUGUCAAUGGACCGCCUCCAACCUGAGUCCUGGAGGCCCGGGGGGGCUGUGGGGGGCUUCCAAGCAGAGACUCCAUUUUCUUCCUCUGGAUCCCUGGAAUAAAAUUUAAAACAGCUUCCUGCAGAGUUUUUGGUGGGUGGGGUGUCUACCUCCCCUCCUGGCUCUGGACACCCUCUAGGUAGACAGUUCAUGGGCAGAAGAGGGAGCAGGAGAGCCUUUCUCGUGGGGAAUCUUAAAUCAGGGUCUAUCCUGGCUCACCCACCCAUCUCCAGUGGGUGUGGGACUUCCCAGUGUCACACCAGGGUCCUCAGCCCCAUCCCUAGACAUCCAGCUUUAGGAGGGGUACUUACUCUAGUCAAUGGUGUGUUCACACUAAACAAUUCUUUUUGUUACCUUUACUUUCCAUCUUAGAAUCAGUCCUGUGUACUGGUUCCAAGGCAGAGGAGCAGUCAGGGCUAGGCCAUGGGGGUCAAGUGACUUGCCCAGGGUCACAGCUAGGAAGGAUCUGAGGCCAGAUUUGAACCCAGGACCUCCAGGCCUGGCUCUCUAUCCCCUGAGCCACCCACCCAGCUGCCCCUGAGGUUUCUAGAACGUAGGAUCCAUCUGUGUUUUAUUACUCCCAGCAGCCCAAGACAAUGAUGGGUCCCUCAGACGCAGGGCUAAUGAGUAACAGCCGCCGGUCUCAAGGACCCCAGACCCUUCUUCCUACUGAGCCCCCCUACUACGGCCAGCCAGAUCUCAGGGGGUAGCAUGGCCCUUGGGGUCCGUCCAGGGGGGUAGAUAAGAUUCCCUCAAGGAACACUGUUUGGCAUUUGAGUGGAUCAGGAACACCUGGCUUCAAACCCCAUCUGAGACACAUUUCUAUAAACUUGGGCAUUUCACUUGGACUCUGCCUCAGUUGCCUCCUCUGCAAAAUGGAGGGACUUGAUGCCAUCUAAGACACCCUUCAGUUCCACAUUUGAGAUCUUUUGUUUUUCAACAAUCUUAUUUUUUCCCCAAUUACACGCUGAAACAAUUUUUAACAUUUGUUUUCUCACAUCUUGAGUUCCAGAUUCUCUGAGAUCUUUUGUAGACAGAGAUGUCCAUGGUGGUAUCAGCUACUGAAGUUUAGGGGAAGAGGGGAGUGGCCCACUGCUCCAAGGAAGCUGAGGAACCCGGUGCUUCCAUCAGUAGUCCAGGACCAGAGGGCAUCCUUGCCCGUGUGAAUUUCAAAAGUCUCCAUCUUGGUCUAGCACCCAAAAAUUGUGCACACCCACACUACACGGGCAUGUGCUAGUCAAUGACAAAUCAGAAAUAACUAACUGCCCACCUGGGCUGUCCUAAGCCAAGCUAGAGCCAACCAUUGGAUUUUGUGAGACACAGGAAGUGAGGUAGGGAACAGCCUCUGGAAUUCGCUGACUUCCUGUGUAGAGAGCUAGACGAUAGUUGGUGUUAGGAGCUUGGACAGGGAGGACGCCUGCAGACAGCUUCCCUUCAGAUCGGUCACAUGAGUUAAGGACUGAUUCUCUCCACCUGGGCCCUUUGGGCCUAAAACUCUCUCUGCCUUGGUCAGAGGUUGAGUAGCCCCUUUCCCUUUUCUCUUCUCUCCUUCUCUCCCUCUCCUUUCCCUACUCCCAGUGUGAUUAAACCUCCAUAAACUUCA